Molecule: messenger RNA, 1268 nt
Organism: Musa acuminata subsp. malaccensis (wild Malaysian banana)
Lineage: Eukaryota; Viridiplantae; Streptophyta; Magnoliopsida; Zingiberales; Musaceae
Product: putative pectinesterase 63
Biological process (GO): cell wall modification; pectin catabolic process
Molecular function (GO): pectinesterase activity
Source: RefSeq, a predicted model, not a curated record
AUGGCCAUGUUUGGUAACCGUAGCAGGCGAGAAGGAUCACAUAAGAAGCUGGACCGGUUUAUUCGUUUCCUUCACCUCUCUUUCCUUCCUUCUCAUGCUCCUCCUCCUCCUCCUCCUCCAUCGAAGAUGAGACGACAAUUGGGACAAGCUCACUCUCCGGCCGCCCUCCUUGCAGCCCUCUUCUGCCUCCGUAUCCUCCCCGCCCUCGCGGCCGCCGCUGACUUGGGCAACCUCGAACCACCAAGUGCACCGACCCUAGAACCACUCCUCGCAGAGACGGAGCGAAGCGGGAGGGUCGUGACGGUGAGGAAGGACGGCAACGGAGACUUCCGAACGAUCACGGACGCCAUCAAAAGCAUCCCAUCCGGCAACACCGCCCGCACCGUCAUCAAGAUCGGCCCGGGGGUCUACCGGGAGAAGAUCCUCGUCGACCAGUCCAGGCCGUACGUCACGUUCUACGGCCAACCCGGUGCGAUGCCGACGAUAUCGUUCGACGGCACGGCUGCGAGGUACGGGACGGCGAACAGCGCCACCGUCGCCGUGGAGUCCAGCUACUUCGUCGCAAGCAACGUGAUCUUCGAGAACACGGCACCGAUGCCAGUCGAUGGAGUGCAGGGAGCUCAAGCGGUGGCGAUGAGGAUAUCGGGGGACAUGGCAGCCUUCUACAACUGCAAGUUCUACGGAUACCAAGACACGCUUUGCGAUGACACCGGCAGGCAUUUCUUCAAGAACUGCUUCAUUAGGGGAACAGUCGACUUCAUCUUUGGCAAUGGCAGAUCCAUCUACCAGAACUGUGAAAUCGAAUCAGUGGCAGAUAAUGUCGCCUACAUUACAGCACAAGCGAGAUCUAAUAUCUCAGAUAAGAGUGGCUUCUCGUUCAUCCACUGCAACAUCACAGGCACAGGGAACGCAUUCCUGAGCCGGGCAUGGCGAGAGAUGUCGAGGGUGGUCUUCUCCUACACCCACAUGGGCCGCCUCAUCGACCCCAGAGGCUGGGACAACAAGGGCGUCGCCGGCCGCAACAGGACGGUGUACUUUGGCGAGUACAAGUGCUUGGGACCAGGGGCUGUUACCGAUGGGCGUGUGAAGUAUGCGAGAUUACUCAAUGAUAAGCAGGCAAGGCCAUUCCUCACCAUGGACUUCAUCCAAGCGCAAUCAUGGCUUCUUCCUCCCCCUGCAGUCUAGGAGCUCAGCUUGUCAUCUCCUUCUCCUCUUUGCGCCAUGUUUGGUCGCUUCUUCCUGUUCUAUCAUUGUUUGCCCACUGUGCA